AUGUACAUCGAACUUGAGAUAAGUUCUGAUGAAGAAUCAAGAAAGAGUGGUGCCAGAAUUGCUUUUGACUACAGAAAAAUCAAUCAUCCUCCAAAGUUUGAUCUCACCUUAGAUUCAGAUAGAGACCAGGAGGGUAACAAUUCAAAACAUGAAAGUGAUGAGCCUGAAUUUUGUCUAUAUGAAAAGCUUAAUAUGGCAGUUGAAUCCUUAACCUUAACCCCAUUAUCCGUUGAUAGAGUCUCAGGAAUCAUAUCUGAUAAUGGCUUCACUUUCAAGUAUACAAAGAUACAUAACUUUGCAAAUUGCCAUGACAUUGAUUGGAGAUACUUAACAAUCUAUUACCCACGGGCUAAUAGAUUGGAUGAGGCUGUCAACAAAACCUUGAUUCAAAUCAUCAAAAAGACCCUCAAUGAUAAUAAAUGUCAGUGGGAUGAGAGUUUGGUGGAAGCUUUGUGGGCCUACUGGACCACUUUUGGAACCCUGACCCAAUCCACUUUAUUUGCACUAGUAUAUGGAUCCGAGGCCGUACUCCCUCUAGAAGUUCAAAUCCCUUCACUCAUAAUCGCAAUCCAGAACCAGAUCACAACUCAACAGAAUUCACAACUUCAUUUAGAAGAGCUUGAAGGUCUUGAGGGACGUCGUCUUCAAGCUCAACAAAAUCUAGAGUUGUAUAAAGCCCGAAUGAUUCAAGCUCACGAUAAGUUAAUGCGACCGAGAACCUUCCAAGUAGACGACUUGGUCUUGGUUCUUCGGAGGCCUAUCUUGGUGCACCGAAAAAUUGGUGGAAAGUUUGAACCAACUUGGGAAGGACCCUUUAUAGUAAAGACAGUCUACGAAGGAGGAUCGUAUCAGCUAGUGGAUUGUAAGGAAAAUCAUCCAAUGCAUCCUGUAAAUGUGCGAUUCCUUAAAAAAUACUAUACUUGA
Dendrobium catenatum is the source of this 924-nucleotide messenger RNA. RefSeq lists its product as uncharacterized. Lineage: Eukaryota; Viridiplantae; Streptophyta; Magnoliopsida; Asparagales; Orchidaceae. Gene Ontology annotation, molecular function: nucleic acid binding. The transcript is spliced from 2 exons. Bases 1 to 924 code for a protein of 307 amino acids. The record is from RefSeq and is a predicted model, not a curated record.